Messenger RNA from Amyelois transitella, 2388 nucleotides. RefSeq names its product L-lactate dehydrogenase (gene Ldh). Gene Ontology annotation, molecular function: L-lactate dehydrogenase (NAD+) activity. The record is from RefSeq and is a predicted model, not a curated record. Gene Ontology annotation, cellular component: cytoplasm. Gene Ontology annotation, biological process: carboxylic acid metabolic process. The transcript has 7 exons. Lineage: Eukaryota; Metazoa; Arthropoda; Insecta; Lepidoptera; Pyralidae. Bases 143 to 1180 code for a protein of 345 amino acids.
UCGGUCUCAAAAGUUUCGUUCAUUUCAGUGCUCGGUUAAUCUUAUUGGUGAUCGUGUGUGUCAAGUUUCAUAAACGCUCACGUACAUUAUUUCGAUAAGAAAGUGGUUUCAACUUUUUUAAAGUAUAUAAAUAAAUAGCAAUAUGCCACAUACUUUUUUCAAACAAAAUGGGGGAAGAUGUAAAAUGGAGACGGUAGAUAAGCUGUUCUGUCCCAUUCUGGAGAAAACCGACGACACUGGCAGCAAGGUGACCGUCGUCGGCACCGGACAAGUGGGCAUGGCGGCCGUGUUCUCCAUGCUUACACAGGGUGUGACCAACAACAUUGCCCUGGUGGACGUGAUGGCGGACAAGCUGAAGGGUGAGAUGAUGGACUUGCAGCAUGGGUCCGCCUUCAUGAGGAACGCCAAGAUACAGGCCAGCACAGACUAUGCCAUCACAGCUGGCUCCAAGAUCUGUGUGGUGACAGCGGGUGUGCGGCAGCGGGAAGGGGAAUCCCGUCUGGAUCUAGUUCAGAGGAACACCGAUGUGCUAAAACACAUUAUACCUCCUCUAGUGAAGUAUAGUCCUGAUGCCGUAUUCAUAAUAGCCAGCAACCCAGUAGAUAUCCUGACGUACGUGACGUGGAAACUGAGUGGUCUGCCGAAGCACCGCGUCAUUGGCUCGGGGACGAACCUCGACUCAGCCCGGUUCCGCUACCUCCUGUCUGAGAAGCUUGGUGUGGCCACCACGUCCACCCACGGAUAUAUUAUUGGAGAGCAUGGUGAUAGUAGCGUGCCUGUCUGGUCCGGGGUGAACAUCGCCGGCGUUCGUCUCAGCGAUCUCAACCCUAAAAUAGGCACGGAAUCUGAUUCCGAGAACUGGCGGGACACCCACAAGAUGGUGGUACAGAGUGCCUACGAGGUCAUAAAGCUGAAGGGUUACACCUCCUGGGCUAUUGGCCUCUCGCUCGCGCAGCUGGCUCGAGCUGUGCUUUCCAAUGCCAAUAGUGUACAUGCUGUCUCUACUUACAUCAAGGGUAUGCAUGGAAUAGAAGACGAAGUAUUCCUGUCUCUGCCCUGUGUCCUGGGUCAGAACGGCGUUUACGACGUGAUCCGCCAGCCACUCACCGACACCGAGGCAGCUCAACUGAGGAAAUCUGCCGAGCUUAUGGGGAAAGUCCAGGAACGCAUAAAGUUCUAGAUUUAAAAAAGAAUUAAUUUUAAUAGCACAUUUACGUAAGGCAAAAUUUUGGAAUGUUUUUAGUUGAGAAAUAUUAGAGGCUUUUAGAAUAAUUUCAGUUUAAAAGGCCAAGAAGUAAAAAGUACCAAAUCAAUAAUUAAAAAUAAUUAUAAAUAUUACGGGGAAUCGAGUAGUUUCUAUGCGGAGAUUUAAUAGCAUAAAAUGAGAAAGUAAAGGGAAAAUAAGAUAAGGAAUAAUUAAUAGCCAAAUCUCAAACAAAGAAAAGUAUGAUAAGAAAGAAAAAAGUAGUUCGAAGUAAGUGCUGCCUCGAACGACCUCCCAUUGCGGAUUUUGCUCUUACGAGGACCACAUGUCCCUGUUGUCUGCUACUGCCUACAUCAGCAUUUCUCAGCUUCCACUCAAGUAAUCCACUUUCUUAUUUGUUUGUUGUAUCACAACAUUUUGUACAAAAUCGAAGUUAUAGUCAUAGCCUGUCCCAGUGUAAUUAAUAUUAUCGAACAGACGAUUUAUAACUGUUGUGCAUUUCAAUGCGUUUAUAUGUUAAGUUAUGAUCCGAUCAUGACAAUUUUUGAAGUACAUAAUAUAUUAAAUACGUCUUACUGAAUUUAUCAAUGAGCUACUGAAAACAUGUCUUUAAAGGAAUAAGGUUGCCCUUUAACCUUUUACGUAUGCCUGUCUAAAUUAUGUAUGUGAUGUUUUGUAAGUAACUUUUAAAAAUACAAAAUUAGUGUUUUUGAUGUGAACGCAGUAUAUAUUUUUAGAUUGAUAAAUGUUAUUUAUGUAUUUCACUGAUAGUAAAUUAUAAAAAAAUGAUUGUUUUUGCUUAGGCUUAGUCGCAUAGUAUUCUUCACGUUUUAUUAUUUGUCAGUAUUACCUCUUUACAUACUAGUUAUGUCACAAAGUAUUCAAGAUGAUUUAAAUUAUAAUAAAUUUUUAACUAGAUAAAUAAAGUUUCCUAAGGUUUAUGUAAGUGUAUUUAGAGUAAAAAAAACAUAUUAAAUUUGUAUUUCACUAGGUGUACCUAUGUGUUUUAUAUAAACUAGCGAUUAGCUUCGGCUUCGCCCGUAUUGUCUUUAUAUCUUCUUAAGAAUAUUUGACAGUGAUUUUGGUCUUUCGUAAUUUUAUAUUUUCUCAAUGUUUGUACAAGCAAAAUUUGCUGUAUUAAUAAAUAAUAAGUACGUACAAUUUAGUGUUUUCGUCAAAAUUCA